Sorghum bicolor (sorghum) is the source of this 1178-nucleotide messenger RNA. RefSeq names its product peptidyl-tRNA hydrolase ICT1, mitochondrial. The transcript has 8 exons. The record is from RefSeq and is a predicted model, not a curated record. The coding region runs from base 98 to 781 and encodes 227 amino acids. Gene Ontology annotation, biological process: translational termination. Gene Ontology annotation, molecular function: translation release factor activity. Lineage: Eukaryota; Viridiplantae; Streptophyta; Magnoliopsida; Poales; Poaceae.
GUUGCUGUUGCUGCCUCCUUUCGCUUCGCCUUCACCCGUUCGCCGUGCGGCCGAGCUCUCUGGUUCCGCCGCUCCGCCUACCUCCACACGCUGACUAAUGGCGACCGCCAUGCGGGGCGGCAGCCUCCUGCGGUUUGGUUUCCGCCACGUUUCUUCCAUCCUUUUCCAGCCCCCUCCAUGCCCUGCCCCGAGCCUGGGCCUGAACCUGGCCGUUGGCCGGACCGGGCUGGUACGCCUCCAGUGCUCGGCGGCCGGGGCCGGCGACGACGGGGGCAAGAAGGUGUCGGCUAGGCUGGCUCUGACGCAGCAGGUGCUGCGGGACGCCGAGGAGCGCGCCGCGUCGGCGGGCUCCGACCCUGCCCCCAAGAUCACCCUGGAUCAUGUUACUGUUAAUUUUGCAAGAAGUGGUGGUCCUGGUGGUCAGAAUGUUAAUAAAGUUAACACAAAGGUUGACAUGCGAUUCAAUGUUAAGGAAGCUCACUGGCUUGGGGAGAGAAUCAAGGAACGAAUAUUGCAAGCGGAGAAGAAUAGGAUAAAUAAAGAUGGAGAGCUUGUUAUAUCUUCUACAAAAACUAGAACACAGAAGGGCAACAUUGAAGAUGCAUUGCAGAAAAUACAGGCAAUCAUUGAUGCUGCAUCAUAUGUUCCUCCACCCCCAACAGAAGACCAAAAGAAAAAGAUUGAAAAAAUUGCUGCUGCCGCUGAAAGGAAGAGACUUCAGAAUAAGAAGGUGGUUUCACAGAAGAAGGAAUUUAGACGUAACAGAACUAGCUGGGAUUGAUGCAAGUUAAUUUGAACGCUUUGUUGAUUGAGAUGCGCCUGAGUCUUUGACAAGUGCCAUUUGCUCAGCUUGUUCUUGGGCUAGCAAAAGCAUUCGGCUGAUCCUUUACUGCAGUGGUGUACACAGACCGACGAUAAACAAGGAUCGGACUUGCUGAAGGCACCGUAGUUCAUACGCAUCCAGUUUUUGUCUCGUCCAUUGGGGACCGCCCUCUGACGGGAAACACUGCUUUGGUCCUAACACACGCUAUAUACAUCAGUUUUCUUAAUGAAUUUUAAUUCCAUGCUGCUGCUAUAGUUAAGUAUUCAUGUGUAAUGAGGGUUCAUCUGUAAAACCGUAAACAAAUUAUUAAUGUUGGGGUCAGCGACGCCCGUUGAAGAGCGUCAUUGUGUGACUA